AUGGAUCACCUAUUCCUACUUCGGGCCAACAGGAGGAGAGGCGUGCUGUUGGCUAUGGGUAUCUUGGUGAUCUUUGGGCUGGCGGUACACUCUUGGCUGUUCUACUUCCCGUCGACUAGUGACUUGGCUUUCCGCUCGUCUCUCUCGGCUCCAUUACCGACGAAGCUUUCCGAAAACACACCGCAGCUGAUGCACCACCUGUGGAAGCCCUUCCUCCACGAACUCAAAGCCACUCAGUUCAUAUCGAAAGAAGGAUACAAAUACAAGAUCAACAGCAACAACCAUAAAUGGCGACCCUUGAAGAAGAAGCUGCUUAUCCUAGAUGUGGAUACCCGAUUGGACCAAGGCGCUGGGGCCAUGAUGAACACGUCGUCACCCUUGAACGCCGAUGAGAUGACUGGCAGGACAGCUGGGAUGAUGAACCACUAUUUAUACGCUAUGAUCCAUGGUUACGACUACCAGUUUAUCCGAGCCCCCAACUAUCGCAACCGUCAUGGGACAUGGGUGAAAGUCCCAAUGAUCAAGGAAGCUCUCAAGACUCACGAGACUGUCGUGUUCCUUGAUGCCGACGCUGUUUUUAUGUAUCCGGAGAUGCCCUUUGAAUGGCUUAUGAGUUUAUGGAACAUCACAGACAAGACCCUUCUUGCUAUGUCCAACGACCCUGACUCACCAAAAAACCGCGACGCCAAAGGAAAAGUCAUGAUGAAUACAGGUUUCAUUAUUGCUCGACAAAGCAACCGAACGCAAGAACUUUUCCACGAUUGGAACCAAUGCCCAACUGAGAAGAAAUACAAGGGUUGUGCGAGAUGGGCAAAGGACUGGGCACACGAACAAGCGGCGUUUUCCAACUAUGUCCGCUAUGAUUACAACGCAACGGAUGACGUACAGACGAUUCCAUGUAUGGACGGAAAUGGCAGUCCCUACAUUGGGGACAAGACAUGUGGCGGAGUCUUCAUUCGUCAUCAUUGGUUCCACAAAGAUUAUCCCGCAAACGACCUUCGACAGCUUCUACUUGACAUGCUUGUGAAGCGAAUACACGCCGGGUUUCAUCAUGCGCAGGAACAGAAUUUCAUAGACGCGAGCCAUUAUACCCAUCCGCUCAACAACAUGAAGAAUAUGUAG
This is a messenger RNA of Fusarium venenatum, 1122 nucleotides long. RefSeq lists its product as uncharacterized. Gene Ontology annotation, biological process: protein N-linked glycosylation. Gene Ontology annotation, molecular function: glycosyltransferase activity. The record is from RefSeq and is a predicted model, not a curated record. NCBI's taxonomy places the organism in Eukaryota, Fungi, Ascomycota, Sordariomycetes, Hypocreales, Nectriaceae. Gene Ontology annotation, cellular component: Golgi membrane.